Lactuca virosa is the source of this 1330-nucleotide messenger RNA. Lineage: Eukaryota; Viridiplantae; Streptophyta; Magnoliopsida; Asterales; Asteraceae. The record is from the annotation of a GenBank genome assembly.
ACCCAAUUGCCUUUUUCUUUUUCAUGAUACAAAAAAUUUUGAAUGGGCAUUUGUGUGGGAAAGCCUGCAAAUGUUGCUCAUGUUUCUUCUUCACAGUUCAUGGAUUAUGCAAAGGCUCAAAAUGAAAGAAAGCAUCGAUCAAGAACUAUAAUCUUCAAGAAAAUUUCAAGGGCAUCUGGAGAUGAGAAUUGUCCAAUACCCAUUAACCUCAAGGCCUUCACUUUCAACGAUCUUAAGACCGCCACCAAGAAUUUCCGGCCGGAUAGUAUGGUCGGGGAAGGAGGUUUUGGUCGUGUUUUCAAAGGUUGGAUUGAUGAAACCACCUUAGCUCCGGCGAAACCUGGCUGUGGUCAAGUUAUCGCAGUCAAAGUACUCAAGUCAGAAAGCCAUCAAGGUCACAGAGAGUGGCUUACGGAGGUCGAUUACUUGGGCAAGCUUCGUCAUAAAAAUCUUGUUAAACUCAUUGGAUACUGCGAGGAAUGUGAAAAUAGACUUUUGGUUUACGAGUUCAUGCCAAAAGGAUGUUUGGAAAACCACCUGUUUAGAAAAGGUGUUGAACCCAUCUCCUGGUCCAUCAGGAUGCGCAUAGCCAUUGAUGUAGCUCAAGGGUUAGCGUUCUUGCAUAGUAAAGAACCCAAUAUCAUCUACCGUGAUUUGAAGGCUGCUAACAUCUUGCUGGAUUCGGAAUUUACAGCGAGGCUAUCGGAUUUUGGGUUGGCGAGGAAUGGCCCGGUAGGAGACAACACACAUGUUUCAACCAGGGUUGUGGGAACCAGUGGUUAUGCUGCUCCAGAAUACGUAGCGACAGGGCACCUGACUCAAAAGAACGACAUCUACAGCUUUGGAGUAGUUCUGUUGGAAUUGCUCUCCGGACGACGAGCAAUUGCUGAUGAGAGAGCAGGGGGAGUCGAAGAGACAUUGGUUGAAUGGGUGAAGCCAUUUCUACUUGACAAUAGAGGAGUUUUUAGAAUUAUGGACACACGAUUAGGAGGCAGGUAUCCGAAGAAGGAUGCACAAGCUGUGGCUGCACUCGCGUUAAAGUGUCUUCGUAAUGAUCCUAAGAAUAGGCCAAUGAUGGAUGAGGUUGUUGCCUCUUUAGAAGAAAUUAUGAAUAUAUCCAAAAAUAUUGCAGAAACCUCACCACCUGAAAUAAGCCCUAAAAAUUAUACUAGGAGUAAGCUUAAAAAUACAAGCUUGGUACAAAGACAUGUGUUAGCAGAUGUAUAGGUCCUUCGCUUUGAUAACUAAAAUGAAUAUAUGGUCAUAAAAUGGUUAUUAGCUUGAUUUUUCGUCUAGAAUAUACAUUUUUCAUUAUGGCAAAAUUUUCAGU